AUGUUCGAACUUUUGGAAGCAGACAUAGUCGUAUUUCAAGAAACCAAAAUUCAAGAAAAGGACCUAAAAGACGAUAUGGUUCUUAUACCUGGCUGGGAUUGCUUUUUUAGUCUUCCAAAACAAAAAAAAGGCUACUCGGGCGUUGUAAUAUAUACGAAAUGCUCAGUAUGUUUGCCAAUACGCGCAGAGGAGGGAUUGACGGGUAUUCUUACUCCACGCGGAUCCAUUACCCCUUACCGUGAGCUUUCAGGGGAUAGUAAAAUCGGCGGCUAUCCUACUGUCGAACAACUCGAACUUCUCGCCGUCGAUCCUGCCGUGAUAGACUCCGAGGGUCGUUGCGUUAUUUUGGAAUUCCCUGCCUUUGUUUUACUUGGUGUAUAUUGCCCAGCUAACCGUGAUGAAGCACGCGACACUUUCCGUUUAGCAUUCCUAAAAGCUUUGGAUAUGCGGGUACGAAAUUUGGUUGAUAUUGGAAAGAGAGUUAUAGUAAUGGGUGAUUUGAAUAUUUCAAGAGAAAUAAUAGAUUCCGCUCACAUUCUGGAUUCAAUACGCAAACACAAGUCGACAGAAGAUGAUUUUAUCUUCUCUCCCCCCCGCAGGCUCUUCAAUCAGCUCGUAAAGGUAGGUAACGUUGACACCAAGAGUAUCGAAAAAGAGACCGCAGUGAUGCUCGAUAUAUGUAGAAAAUUCCAUCCAAAUCGACAAGGAAUGUAUACUUGCUGGGAGCAAAGGGUGAACGCUCGUCCUGGUAAUUAUGGUGCAAGGAUUGAUUAUGUGCUCUGUACCCUGGAUAUGGAGGAGUGGUUUUCCAGCUCUGACAUCCAAGAGGGCCUGAUGGGUUCGGAUCACUGUCCGGUCUACGCUGUAUUACAAGAUACGAUAACUAUUCAGCAGGAAAAUAUUCAUAUAUUGGACGCGAUGAAUCCUCCGGGAAGCUUUCAAGGUGGAAUUAGAAAGUUACCAUCUCGUCUCAGUUCUCUACCGCUCUCAGGGAGACUAAUCCCUGAAUUUCACCGUCGUAGAAGCGUCAAGGAUAUGUUUCGAACAAAUACCGCCAUGUCCCGUGAGGGGCCUAGUUCUCAAUGUCAAUGGAGUGCUCUCGGUUUAGAAAAACAACAUCAGUUCGUUGCUAGGCCUGAUGGUGAUGAGCGAAAACCUCAAACUUUGAGUGGCAGCCAGGCCAUCAAACGGGCCGUUGAUGAUAUGAGCCCAGCCCGCAAUACGAAGCGACCGAGAGUCCCAGCAGACACGGCCUCAAAUGAUUCGAAAUCUCAGCUCACUUUGACUCGCUAUAUGGCAGCAAGACCCCAGAGAGGUAUGAUGUCUCACGGAAACUCCCAACCUGAGAAACCCGAUGAACAGAUCGAAACAUUAAAGCCUUCCAAGAGCUCGCAUAAACCCAGCGAUUGCGAUACUUCAAAAUCUCCAACUCCUGUUUAUGACUCGACAGAAAUGAUAAGUACACCUCAAGAAACCACCUCCUCCGGUUCUAAUUCAAGAGACUCCUGGGCGCAACUAUUUACAAAAAAGGCUGCUCCUCUCUGUGAAGGGCACAAUGAGCCUUGUAUUACCCUCUCCACAAAAAAAUCAGGGCUUAAUCGUGGUAGAUCCUUUUGGAUUUGUCAGAGACCCCUUGGUCCAAACGGUGACAAAGAAAAAGGGACACCAUGGCGUUGCUCGACAUUUAUCUGGUGCAGCGAUUGGAAGUCUCAAAAAUAG
This is a messenger RNA of Ophidiomyces ophidiicola, 1719 nucleotides long. It is a transcript of the gene APN2, whose product is annotated as Class II abasic (AP) endonuclease. The transcript is spliced from 3 exons. Lineage: Eukaryota; Fungi; Ascomycota; Eurotiomycetes; Onygenales; Onygenaceae. The record is from RefSeq and is a predicted model, not a curated record. Gene Ontology annotation, biological process: base-excision repair. The coding region runs from base 1 to 1719 and encodes 572 amino acids. Gene Ontology annotation, molecular function: zinc ion binding; double-stranded DNA 3'-5' DNA exonuclease activity; DNA-(apurinic or apyrimidinic site) endonuclease activity. Gene Ontology annotation, cellular component: nucleus.